This is a messenger RNA of Myotis lucifugus (little brown bat), 3630 nucleotides long. RefSeq names its product dystrophin related protein 2 (gene DRP2). The record is from RefSeq and is a predicted model, not a curated record. Gene Ontology annotation, cellular component: plasma membrane. Gene Ontology annotation, molecular function: zinc ion binding; protein binding. Gene Ontology annotation, biological process: synaptic signaling. The transcript is spliced from 22 exons. NCBI's taxonomy places the organism in Eukaryota, Metazoa, Chordata, Mammalia, Chiroptera, Vespertilionidae. The coding region runs from base 57 to 2930 and encodes 957 amino acids.
CAAUGGUGGGUGCACUGCCCAUCCUCACCCCCCGCCCCUCAUGAGCCUUGGUUCUGAUGCAACCUAUGGUCAUGCAGGGAUGCCCUUACACCUUCCCACGAUGUCAUGAGUGGCAAGCCACUGACCAUUUCCAUCAUAGCAACAGCCUCCGAAGUACCUGCCCCCAGCUUCAGGUUAGAGCUGCUGCCAUCUCCCCUGUACCUCCUCAGGAUGGUGCUGGGGUUUUCUGCCUAAGCACAAAGCUGUUCAAUGGGUCUGUUGGUACCUCUGGACCCCUGGAACCAUCAGCCAUGAAUCUGUGUUGGAAUGAAAUCAAGAAGAAGUCUCACAACCUCCGUGCUCGCCUAGAGGCCUUCUCAGACCACAGUGGAAAGCUUCAGCUCUCUCUCCAAGAGAUUAUUGACUGGCUCAGCCAAAAGGAUGAGGAAUUGUCAGCUCAGCUGCCCCUACAAGGGGAUGUGGCCCUGGUGCAACAGGAAAAGGAGACACAUGCGGCAUUUAUGGAAGAUGUGAAGUCUCGGGGCCCCUAUAUCUACUCCGUGCUAGAGUCAGCUCAGGCCUUCCUGUCCCAGCACCCAUUUGAGGAAUUAGAGGAGCCUCGUUUGGAGAGCAAAGAUACCUCUCCCAGACAGCGGAUCCAGAAUCUUAGCCGCUUUGUAUGGAAGCAGGCGACAGUGGCCAGUGAACUAUGGGAGAAGCUGACAGCCCGCUGUGUGGACCAGCACCGCCACAUUGAGCGCACUCUGGAGCAGCUGUUGGAGAUCCAAGGGGCAAUGGAGGAAUUAAGUACUACUCUAACUCAGGCUGAGGGAGUCCGAGCCACUUGGGAGCCCAUUGGGGAUCUCUUCAUUGAUUCACUCCCUGACCACAUCCAGGCUCUUAAGCUAUUCAAAGAAGAAUUCUCCCCCAUGAAAGAUGGAGUGAAGUUGGUGAAUGAUCUGGCCCAUCAACUUGCCAUUUCUGAUGUGCACUUGUCAAUGGAGAACUCCCGGGCCCUGGAGCAGAUCAACAUCCGGUGGAAACAGCUGCAGGUGUCAGUUGGCGAGAGGCUUAAGCAGCUGCAGGAUGCCCACAGGGACUUUGGGCCUGGGUCACAGCACUUCCUCUCCACCUCUGUCCAGGUUCCCUGGGAAAGAGCAAUUUCACCCAAUAGAGUUCCCUACUAUAUCAACCACCAGGCUCAGACCACAUGCUGGGACCAUCCCAAGAUGACCGAGUUAUACCAAACCCUGGCUGAUCUGAACAACAUUAAGUUCUCAGCUUACCGCACUGCCAUGAAACUACGCAGAGUUCAAAAGGCACUACGCUUGGACCUGGUCACUUUAACCACAGCUUUGGAGAUCUUUAAUGAGCAUGAUCUUCAGGCCAGUGAGCAUGUGAUGGAUGUGGUGGAGGUCAUUCACUGCCUGACUGCCUUAUAUGAACGGCUGGAGGAGGAAAGAGGCAUCCUGGUCAACGUGCCACUCUGUGUGGACAUGAGCCUCAAUUGGCUCCUCAAUGUUUUUGAUAGUGGUCGCAGUGGAAAGAUGCGGGCAUUGUCCUUUAAGACUGGCAUUGCAUGCCUGUGUGGCACAGAAGUGAAGGAAAAACUGGAGUACCUCUUCAGCCAAGUAGCCAACUCAGGCAGCCAGUGUGAUCAACGCCACCUUGGUGUCCUGCUUCAUGAGGCCAUUCAGGUGCCCCGUCAGCUGGGGGAAGUGGCAGCCUUUGGGGGCAGCAAUGUGGAGCCCAGUGUCCGUAGCUGCUUCCGUUUUAGCACUGGGAAGCCAGUCAUUGAAGCUUCACAGUUCUUGGAAUGGGUCAACUUAGAGCCCCAAUCCAUGGUAUGGCUGGCUGUUCUGCAUCGAGUCACCAUUGCUGAGCAAGUGAAGCAUCAGACCAAGUGCUCUAUCUGUAGGCAGUGCCCCAUCAAGGGCUUCAGGUACCGGAGUCUGAAACAAUUUAACGUGGACAUCUGCCAGACCUGCUUCUUGACAGGCAAGGCCAGCAAAGGCAACAAGCUGCACUACCCCAUCAUGGAGUAUUACACCCCGACCACAUCCAGUGAGAAUAUGAGAGACUUUGCCACAACCUUAAAGAACAAAUUCCGCUCAAAGCAUUAUUUCAGCAAACACCCUCAGCGAGGUUAUCUGCCUGUGCAAUCAGUGCUGGAGGCCGAGUACAGUGACACGCCGGCUUCUUCCCCGAGAUUGCCACAUGCUGACACACACUCCCGCAUUGAGCAUUUCGCCAGCAGGCUUGCUGAGAUGGAAAAUCAAAAUUGCUCCUUCUUUAAUGACAGCCUGUCCCCAGAUGACAGCAUAGACGAGGAUCAGUACCUGUUGCGGCACUCCAGCCCCAUUACAGACCGGGAGCCCGGCUUCGGACAGCAGGUUCCAUGCAGCAUGGCCACAGAAAACAAAGGGGAGCUAGAGAAGGUCCUGGCCCACUUAGAGGAUGAGAACCGGAUUCUCCAGGGAGAGCUGAGGCGCCUGAAGUGGCAGCAUGAGGAGGCUGCUGAGGCACCCACCCUGGCUGAGGGCUCUGCUGAGGUGGCACAGGACCACCGCAAUGAGGAGCUUCUGGCUGAGGCACGGAUCCUUCGGCAGCACAAGAGCCGCCUGGAGACACGCAUGCAGAUCCUUGAAGACCACAACAAGCAGCUAGAGUCCCAGCUGCAGCGCUUAAGGGAACUGCUCCUGCAGCCACCCAAUGAAUCAAAUGGCAAUGGCUCUGCAGGCUCGUCCCUAGCUUCCUCUCCACAGCAGUCAGAAGGCAGUCACCCCCAGGAGAAGGGACAGACUACUCCAGACACUGAGGCUGCAGAUGAUGUGGGGUCAAAGAGCCAAAAUGUCAGCCUGUGCUUGGAGGACAUUAUGGAGAAGCUUCGCCAUGCCUUCCCCAGUGUGCGAAGCUCUGAUGUGACUGCCAACACACUGCUGGCCUCUUGAUGGAGCCAUAUCCCCAUCCUAUAGUGCAUACUCCUCUCCUAGUUCUGUCAAAGCCUUUCCUCAGCCUUCACCCAACCUUUCCAGUCCCCACUGGCCCCACAUUUCUCAGCCAGAGUUAUUUUGGCUCUAGGCAGCAGCAGAGAUCUGGUGGUAUGUGAGGUGGGUGUGUGGGGGCCAGGGGCAGGAAAGGAAUAAUUCCUAUGACUCCAAAAAUGUGCCCUUUAAUCUUCAAGUUUGAGACUGGUCCCUUAAGUACAUUUCUAUUGCAGAUCAGGCAAAUAGCACUUGGAGGCCACUCAGAUGGGGAGCAAGGAAGCUGCCUUGCAGAGCUAAACAAUGCUUGCUGUUUCCUUUUCUUCUCCAUGGAAUUAUGGAGAUAGAGAAGCCUAAUGACCCCAGGGUUCCAACAUUAUGAAUCCACAGGAGUUAGCCCUAUUUCCUGUCCCAACUCAGAAAGGUAAAAGGGUAUCCCUGAGACAACCCCUCUCCAUCAAAGUGCCCCUGAAAAAAAUCUGGGGGCAGCAUGUGUCAUAUUACUUCAGCUUGAGGGCAUACCUCUAGCCAUCCUGAUGCUACCUAGAUGUUGUUUCCUCCUCAAAUAUCUUCAGUUCCUCUGCCUCAGACCUCUACUGGCAGACCUUUCUCAUGGGGAAGAGAACAGUUCAUUCUAGGUCCUAUUUCCACCUUACAUUUGGAAACA